This is a messenger RNA of Ooceraea biroi (clonal raider ant), 1536 nucleotides long. RefSeq lists its product as uncharacterized. The record is from RefSeq and is a predicted model, not a curated record. Lineage: Eukaryota; Metazoa; Arthropoda; Insecta; Hymenoptera; Formicidae.
UAUUUUAAUGCACUUAUUUUCAUUUUCCUUUGUAACAGAGUAAUCGGUGUGAAAUCUUUAAAAUAUGGUCAGAAUAUUGGCACUGUUUUAUUUGAAAAAGACGAUUAUGGAAAGCAAUGCUGGACCAAGGAGGAAUUUACUGUUCUUAAUAGUCGCAGGAUGUUUCAAGAUAUUUUGCCCCAGGUGAAAGUCAUUGAUUCCCAAAACGAUCAGUACAUAGCGCAUCUCAUGGACUAUUUUCACGUAUGUCUCGAGAGCGUGCGGAAAUUAUCCGUGGGUAAAACGAAAUAUCUGAUGCUGAAAGCGCUGGCAGACACUCUGGGCGGUUACUUGCGCGUUUACAUCUUGCCCAUUACGAGACACUCAUAUUACGCGGGUAACAUCAAAUAUCGCAAUGCGAAGAUGCUGUUCGAACUGUUCGAUGAGCUAAAGAUCUUUCUUCGCACAAACGGUGUGGGUUGGUCAAAACCAACUCAGGACGUCAAAACCAUUCGGAUUCCGCCCAUUGUAAUUACGCCACCGAAAACUUCAAUCGCCUGUAACGGGCUUAUUACAUACUCUGCACACUACAAUAAUGAAGCUGUGACAAGCGAAAUUAUAAUACCACUCCCGUUCCUCGAUAAUGAAGCAGAGCCCAACAGCAUCGCGCUGCCCUUCAAAACUGACAGCCUGCAAUCAUUGUAUUCGGAAAAGUCGGCUUUCGUUCUAGUAAAGUACUACAUUGCCAGUGUAAAGUGUAUUACCUCGCGACCGAGCACGAGAAAGCAAUUACAAACGUUCAAUAAGGACUUCUACGCUUGGUUGCAACAAUCUGUACGUCGACACCUGGACGAUGAGAAGUGGUAUCCAGCAUUCGGGGGUGUUCUCAGAGUAAUGGCUACCUUGCGGGAAUCGGGUAUAGGCGAUUUUAUGAAGAGCAAAACAAGCGGAACUUAUCAAGUUAUGCCUAAAGUAGGCGCGAGUCAGACGCAUCAGAGUGUGUCGUCGCUUUAUAAAGGAAAGGGAGAAAAAUUGAAUUUAGAUGACGAUAAUACGAUGACCAUUGGAACCGUAGAAAUUGUAAUUAUAGCCAUAGUAUCCGCAGUGCUGGUAUGGCUAAUGGUGGGUUUGAGCUUGGUGUGCUACAGAUUCCUCACCAAACAGUCCGAUGGAUGUCCACCCUGCGAUGCGAAGACUACUCCAUUCGCGGUUCUGUAUAAAAAUGAGGAUUACUGUCAGCCGGAUACGUGCCCCUCGAAGUCGUCGCGCAAAGGCGUGGUUGAAAAAUUGAAGGAGUGGUGGAGAGAUAGGUUCGGACGAUGCCCAGGGGGUUGCCAAGACCAUGCGGACGAGGAGCGUUACUUAGCUGCAAUCAGUUACAGCAGCAAAGACACCGUCAGCAAUAGCAGCAGGAUUUAUCCGAGGAAGAAAUACGCUAAGUCUACUUCCGUUUUACCAUCAGGGAUGUCCAGGAAUCGUACGUCUUUCAAACAUAGCGUUUGCUAUAGUUCCGAAGGAUCGACCACAUCUUCUGAUAGUCCAGCCAAGCCAAGAUAA